GCUCUGCGCAGCACACGCGGAAGUGGCUUCCUCCAGCUGACAAGCCGGGCGGUUGUAGCCGUUCCUCGCCGGCUGGCGACUACUACAGAGAAUGGCAGGAGUGCGAGAGCCCGGGGAGAACCGGGCCGCUGCCAUGGCUGUGGAGCAGGACAUGUUCGACGCCGUCGUGAUGGCGGAUGAGAGAUUCCAUGGGGAGGGAUAUCAGGAAGGCUAUGAAGAAGGCAGCAGCUUGGGGAUCGUUGAAGGAAGGCAGUAUGGCACAUUACAUGGAGCCAAAAUUGGAUCUGAGAUUGGGUGCUACCGUGGCUUUGCUCUUGCAUGGAAGUGUCUCCUACACAGUGGUGCAUGCGAGAAAGACAGCAGGAAGAUGAAGGUGGUGGAGGCUCUGAUCACACUGCUGCAACACUUCCCCUAUGAUGACCCCACUUACGAGAGGCUCCAUGAAGACCUGGACAUAAUCAGAGGGAAAUUCAGACAGCUAUGCUCACUGCUCAACGUGCAGCCAGACUUCAGGGUGACCGCGGGAGCCUCCAGACUUGCGUUUUGAGGACUCAGAAGAGCAGAUAUCUGUACAUAUAAUGUCAGUGAUUAAAGGCAGCCUGAGUGGCCCUCAUUGUUCUGUGA
Microtus oregoni (creeping vole) is the source of this 624-nucleotide messenger RNA. It is a transcript of the gene Lto1, whose product is annotated as LTO1 maturation factor of ABCE1. NCBI's taxonomy places the organism in Eukaryota, Metazoa, Chordata, Mammalia, Rodentia, Cricetidae. Bases 92 to 547 code for a protein of 151 amino acids. The transcript has 5 exons. The record is from RefSeq and is a predicted model, not a curated record.